AUGAGCAAUCAUCACACCAAUACAGAGGAAGUCAACAAGAAGUAUGGACUGAAAAGCUUACUUGGCAAUUUGGCGAAGACUCUGCUUUGCCCAGAGGGUUACCUUUUGGAAGCUUGGCGUUUAUAUAAAGAGGCUUGGGAAAUCUUUGGAAACAUCGAUGUGUUGAUCAACAAUGCUGGAAUCAGAGGCAAUGUCAAGUCGAGUUUGGAUUGGUCAGAAGAAGAAUGGGACAAAGUCUUCAGAACCAACUUGACCGGAUCUUGGCUAGUAUCCAAACACGUAUGUCUUUUGAUGCGUGACGCUAAACGCGGUGGCUCGGUGAUAAACAUAUCGUCGAUCUCUGGACUUCACCGCGGUUUAUUGCCUGGUGGACUUGCGUAUGCUUGUUCUAAAGGCGGUGUUGAUACCAUGACGAGGAUGAUGGCUAUUGAGUUAGGUGUUUACAAGAUCAGAGUGAACUCGAUCGCGCCGGGGCUUUUCAGGUCAGAAAUCACACAAGGUCUUAUGCAGAAAGAGUGGCUAAAGAAUGUUACUGAACGUACUGUACCGUUAAAGAUGCAACAGACUGUGGAUCCGGGGCUUACAUCUCUCAUGCGCUAUCUCAUUCAUGAUUCUUCUCAAUAUGUCACUGGGAAUACAUACAUUGUCGAUUCAGGGACUACACUACCCGGUGUGCCCAUUUUUUCUUCUCUCUGAAUGUCUUGUGCGCUUGUACAUUCUGAUAAGAACAAAGUAUUUUCCAAUAAAUGGCAAGUAUUGGCAUUAA
Molecule: messenger RNA, 766 nt
Organism: Camelina sativa (false flax)
Lineage: Eukaryota; Viridiplantae; Streptophyta; Magnoliopsida; Brassicales; Brassicaceae
Source: RefSeq, a predicted model, not a curated record